This is a messenger RNA of Chrysoperla carnea, 808 nucleotides long. Its product is annotated as protein takeout-like. The record is from RefSeq and is a predicted model, not a curated record. The coding region runs from base 17 to 808 and encodes 263 amino acids. NCBI's taxonomy places the organism in Eukaryota, Metazoa, Arthropoda, Insecta, Neuroptera, Chrysopidae. The transcript has 4 exons.
CGUACGACAGUUCACAAUGAUAAUACACAAACGAAAUACGCUGUUAGCGAAAAUUUUCCAAUGUUCAAUUGUAAUUGUUUAUCUUUGUAAAUACUCAGAAACACGUAGUUCAAGUCGAUCCCAUGAAGUUCCAUCAUUUUUGAAAAUAUGCCAUCGUACCGAUCCAAAAAUUAACGAUUGUCUCAAACAAAGUGUAGAAUCAUUACGACCAUAUUUAAAAAAAGGUAUUCCUGAGUUUGGUAUACCAAGUUGUGAACCGUUAGAAAUUCCUGAAGUGAUUCUAGACCAAGGUACUGGCGCAGUUAGUGUACGAUCCACGUACACGGAUAUUAAAGUUUAUGGACCAACUGAAUUUGUUCUUAAAUCUGUCAAAAUUGACCUUGACAAAGAACGUGUAAGAAUUAAAUUAUAUAUACCCGAAUUAUAUAUGACAAGUAAAUAUUCAAUGGAAGGACGUAUAUUAAUGUUACCAAUCUCAGGGUCAGGUCAAAGUCGUGGUAAUUAUAGUAAUAUUGAUGCUACUGUAUCGAUGCAAGGUGAACAAAUUGAUAAAAAUGGCGAACGUUAUUUAAAUAUUAAAGAUUUAUUUGUUGACUUUAAUAUUGGGCAUGCUUCAGUACAAUUGGAUGAUUUAUUUAAUGGUGACCAAGAAUUGGGUGAUGCUAUGAAUUUAUUCUUAAAUGAUAAUUGGCGCAAUGUUGCCAAUGAAAUUAAACCAGUAUUAGAAGAUACAAUUGGAAAUUUGUUCAAGAAGAUAUGUAAUAAAAUUUAUCACAAGUAUCCAGUAACUGAAUUACUACCUCCAUAA